GCUUCGUCCACCAGGACACCAGGCAAAAAGCUCGGCAAGAGCUGCAGAGCCUUCUCGACUACCAUUUUCCUGCGCCCACUCCAACCAGAGCCAUGGAGCGUCAGGUGCGAUUGCGUGUGGCUGAGUCUGGCGCAGGCAUUGACCUGACGCCCAGCGAUCGGGGCUUCCACAUAGACCACGUGGAGGACUUCCCAGGGCAAGAGUUCUCUGCUGGAGAGGUCAUCCUGGCUAUCAAUGGAUGCCCGCUCUCUGGUCUUACGGAGGAAGAAGUCGAGGACACCUUCGGAGCAAAUUUUGGGGACGGUGCCGUCCUCGUCAUCGGAAGCGCUUAG
Molecule: messenger RNA, 332 nt
Organism: Symbiodinium pilosum
Lineage: Eukaryota; Dinophyceae; Suessiales; Symbiodiniaceae
Source: the annotation of a GenBank genome assembly